Messenger RNA from Paraglomus occultum, 1134 nucleotides. The record is from the annotation of a GenBank genome assembly. NCBI's taxonomy places the organism in Eukaryota, Fungi, Glomeromycota, Glomeromycetes, Paraglomerales, Paraglomeraceae.
AUGGCCGCCGAAGAAACUGCCGUGACUACCGAGACCGCCACAACCACCGUAGUUGUUGAAGCUGCUGCGACCGAAGUCACGACUACUGCAGUAGUUCAAGAGACUGAAACUGUUCAGGAGACUGCGGUUACUGAUAGCGAGCCCGUAAAACUCGAAGAAGAAAAUGAGAACAAGGUCUUUGUCGGUAAUUUAUCAUUCCAGACUACUGAACCUGAAUUGGCCGAGUUUUUCGGAAAGUUUGGUAAAGUCGUCAAAGCCAACAUCAUUACUCGUGGUACCCGCUCACUUGGUUAUGGCUUUGUAGCCCUGGAAACAAAAGAAGAUGCCGAAAAAGUCAUCGCCGAACUCAAUCGCGAAGAACUAGGAGGCCGUUCGAUCAAUGUCGAAGCUGCUAAACCGAAAACAGAUACUGGAAAUCCCCCCGCUUUCCAUUCGUCUCGUCGUGGCCGUGGGAGGUAUCACUUACGCGGUCGGGGUGGUAGAGGACGUGGACGAGGAAGUCGGGGACGUGGCAGAGGACGUGGUGGCUGGCAAGGCCGCCGUCGUUUCUCAGGUCGCAACGAAGACUCUGCUGCCGUUCCCAGUAAUGAUACUGCUGCCGACGCUCCUAAUACUAACGGCGCGCACGCUGAUGAAAGCGGCACCCAUAAGAGCAACCGUGGGUAUCGUUCCCGACGACCUCGUGGAAGAGGAGGACGUGGUCGUGGCCGUUUUAGUCGUCGUAGACCAGCCAAUUCUAACUAUGCAGCUGGAGCUGCUAAAACUGGUGAUCCGUCCAAAACUAUCGUUUUCGUUGCCAACUUGCCGUUCUCUGUUAAUGACGAUGGAUUGAAAGAAAUCUUCAAAGACUACCAGGUAAAGAGUGCCCAUGUUGUUCGCCGUCGUGGGGGACGUAGUAAAGGUUUCGGAUUUGUUGAACUGAUUGAUGAGAAUGAACAAACGAGAGCCCUUGAAGGGUUGAAGAAUGUUCAAAGUGAGGGUAGAGAACUGGUUAUCAAAGUUGCUUUGAGCGAUCAGCAAGCUCACAUGGACGAAGAAAAAGCUGGUGGCCAAGAGGGGGGUGAGGUUAGCGCCUCAGCCGCUAAUCCUCCCGCCAACGAAGAACCCAACAAUGAGGAAAGUGUUACGGCUUAA